AUGUUUUACCUAUUGUUACUUACCAAUGCAACUUCCACCACCGCACGCCCAACCAAGCCACUUCCCAACCCUUUUCGCGAAACGCUAGCCAUCAUAAACCCAAAUCUCAACCAUUGGUGCACGAUUCUCGUGCCUCCACCACAAGCCACUGUGCCUCUAACCCCUCUCCAUUCAAUUCGCGACCACCCUAACCCAAUCUAA
Molecule: messenger RNA, 201 nt
Organism: Sphenostylis stenocarpa
Lineage: Eukaryota; Viridiplantae; Streptophyta; Magnoliopsida; Fabales; Fabaceae
Source: the annotation of a GenBank genome assembly